CAUAGUUUCAUGGGUACCUAAGUCUACAAACGCUUCAUUUAAUAUAAAUCAUGAUCUGUGGUUCUAGUUGCUCGCAUUCAGUCGAUGGUUCGAUUGACUAUACCCAAGCUGACAAUGAAAAACCAAUUUGGAUGAACAAACGCCCAAAAGAUGGAAAAAAUUAUCGGCCAACUCUGAUUGAAGAUGUUGCUAACGUUUUGACGCAUGGUGUGUUCAUUCUCCCAUGCAUUUGGAUGGGUUUAAUGUUGUACAAUCUUUCAAUGUCUCAAAGUCAGUCAUUCACAGCAAUUUUAUAUGGCGGAGCCCUUGUUCAACUUCUGACUUUCUCUACAAUUCAUCACUUAAUGUCUCUCUGUGGUCACAGUUCAACAAUAUUUGGCAAACUGGCACAUGUCGGAGACAGAGUAGCAAUAUUCAUCUUCAUCGCUGCAUCUUACACGCCUUGGCUGCUUCUGAGGAGAUACGGUGAUUUAGAUCCAAAGUUGGUUCUCUGGCUGAUCUGGGCAGUGGUGGUCAUUGGUCUGUUCAUCCAAGUGUUCUAUCAUGACGAGUACCAGAAUGCGGAGGUGAUGCUCUAUGUCGCAGUGGGACUGGGACCCUCGGCUGUCAUCGUGGAGAGUAUCUGCUUCAACGGCUGGCACGAACUCGCUUUUGGCGGCGCCAUGUACAUAUUCGGAGUGAUCUUCUACAAGCUAGACGGCAUCCUUCCCUUCGCACACGCAGUUUGGCAUCUAUUCGUCAUCACAGGCGCCCUCACGCACUAUUACGCAAUAUAUGAUAACCUGUACAAGAAUGCGAGUCUGUGUGAGACUACGAAGCCAUUCUUCUUCCAUUACUUCGGAUUCUGAUCACGUGCACAUGUUGGAGAUGCUAUGAAUAGAUGUCUUAAAUUUUGUUGCGCUGUUUUAAUAAUGAUGUCUAUAAAAACCAGCAAUAUAUUAAUGUUCUAGACAUCAGCGCUCGUGAUGACAUUUUGGCUCUACUAAAGACUAUCAUAAUGAAGAAUAAGUUAC
Molecule: messenger RNA, 1013 nt
Organism: Symsagittifera roscoffensis
Lineage: Eukaryota; Metazoa; Xenacoelomorpha; Acoela; Convolutidae
Product: monocyte to macrophage differentiation factor-like
Exons: 4
Coding region: 51-848 (265 amino acids)
Cellular component (GO): membrane
Source: RefSeq, a predicted model, not a curated record